GUAACUGUGCGAGGUUUUGGCGGGAAGGUUGUGUUGUUGUUAUUGUAUCACAUGGUGAGCAUGGCGAUGGUGCAGUCUUAUGACCCGGACCUCCUCCCUGACCUCCUCCCAGUCUACUACAGGAGGCUUUUCCCAUACUCUCAAUACUACACCUGGCUCACCUAUGGACAAGCUCCUAAGAACUACUUUCAAAAACGUGAAUUCUCCUUCACCCUUGCUGAUGAUAUAUAUCUGCGCUACCAGUCAUUUAAAGAUGAAGAAGACAUGGAGAAGGAGAUUAAGAAGCACUGUCCCCAUAAGAUUGAUAUUGGAGCAGUCUACUCGUUCAGACCCAAGGACCAUCGCACAGUCUCAGUAUUUACACCCCAAGAGAAGGAACUUGUGUUUGAUAUUGACAUGACCGAUUAUGAUGAGGUACGGACUUGUUGCUCUGGAGCAGAAAUUUGUCACAAGUGUUGGAAGUUCAUGACUAUUGCUGUCAAGAUCUUGGAUUCUGCUCUGAGACAGGAUUUUGGGUACCAGCACAUCCUGUGGGUGUACUCUGGUCGUCGUGGCAUACAUUGUUGGGUGUGUGAUGAAAGUGCCCGCACAUUGUCACAGUCAGCUAGAUCAGCUUUAGCUGAAUACCUUCAAUUGAUUCGUGGAGGUGAAAAUAUGACAAAGAAAGUUAACAUCUCUCAAAAGCUUCAUCCUUCUCUCAAACGCGCUGAAGGAAUUGCCAAGAAGUACUUUAAUGAUCUGAUUUUAGAGGAUCAAGAUCUGUUAGGCACUCCUGAGCUUUGGAGUAAAAUUCUUUCCCUGAUUCCUGACCAAACAUUACGCGAGUCUUUAGAGAAGACUAUGCCACAAUGCAGCAACUCAAAACAGCGAUGGAACACUAUCCAAACAGAGAUUACCAGAGCACUUAAUAAGGCUGACCACAAAAAGGGUUUUCGACCACACCUUCUGACAGAGAUCAUCCUUCAGCUUGUUUAUCCAAGAUUGGACAUACAUGUUACAAAGGGUCUUAACCACUUACUGAAGUCACCAUUCUGUGUCCACCCAAAGACUGGACGUGUGUGUGUUUGCUUUGACCCGCAGAAAGCUGAACAGUUCGAUCCGAUGGCUGUUCCAAACUUAAGUCAAUUAGUAGAAGAGAUCAACAGUUUUGAUGCUGGAAAGACAGAUGAGGAACGUGGAGCUGUGGCAGAAUAUAAAAAAACAUCAAUGAAAGAAUCUAUGGCUGUGUUUGAAUCCUUCCUGUCUGCUUUGGCAAAGGAAAAUGCUUCCCGGCGUAGAGAUGAAAAUGAAAUGAAGUUGGACUUUUAGUACUGGUUGCAAAGGAAUGGAGAAUAACAAGAAAAACACAUUGUCUAUAGCAGGAACCUCAGUUUAUUUAAUAUUUCAUUCAUGCACCUUUUGCAGGAAUGACAUGAAAUUACACUUUUAUACAGAGAAAA
Molecule: messenger RNA, 1439 nt
Organism: Procambarus clarkii (red swamp crayfish)
Lineage: Eukaryota; Metazoa; Arthropoda; Malacostraca; Decapoda; Cambaridae
Gene: Prim1
Product: DNA primase small subunit
Biological process (GO): DNA replication, synthesis of primer
Cellular component (GO): alpha DNA polymerase:primase complex
Source: RefSeq, a predicted model, not a curated record